Messenger RNA from Pararge aegeria (speckled wood butterfly), 2554 nucleotides. RefSeq names its product ethanolaminephosphotransferase 1-like. Lineage: Eukaryota; Metazoa; Arthropoda; Insecta; Lepidoptera; Nymphalidae. Gene Ontology annotation, molecular function: ethanolaminephosphotransferase activity. The record is from RefSeq and is a predicted model, not a curated record. The transcript is spliced from 9 exons. Bases 280 to 1467 code for a protein of 395 amino acids. Gene Ontology annotation, biological process: phosphatidylethanolamine biosynthetic process. Gene Ontology annotation, cellular component: endoplasmic reticulum membrane; Golgi apparatus.
UUAAAGCCGUGUGAUUGCCGUAUUGCGUGACUUUUCGCCUGUGCUGUGGUUUACAAACUGCAUUUUGCCGAAAACUUUUUUAAUGAAACUAAUUAAUUAAAGCCCACAUAAGCUAUUUUACAUCAACUUACAUCCCAGUUAACAUGUAAAUAGGCUGUAGCUAUCACAUUAUAAGUAGAAAAAUGUGUUAUAAACUCAAUAUUUAUGUAAUAUCAGUGUUAUGAAAAUACGUGUUUGAUUUUGUGUAUAUUUUUAGUCGUCACUUGUGGAAGCCCUAAAAUGUUUAAUUAUAAAUAUCUGAGUCGAGAACAUCUCGAGGGAUUCGACAAUUACAAGUAUAUGUCAAAAGAUACAAGCCCGCUUAGUGUAUAUGUGAUGCAUCCUUUUUGGAACAAAGUUGUUGAGUAUGUUCCACGAUGGGUAGCACCAAACGUACUAACGUUCGCAGGAUUUAUUUUGACUGUACUCGAUUUUGCCCUGCUCUCGUAUUAUGACUACGAUUAUUUAGCGGCGAGUGCAAGAGUCGACAAUGAAACGACAACUGAACCACUGAAUGGUCACACGGAGAUUAUUCCGCAGUCAUUGUGGUACAUUUUAGCCGUUUUCCUCUUUGUGGCGUACACCCUAGAUGGUAUCGACGGCAAGCAAGCGAGACGCACACAAACUUCAGGACCCUUGGGAGAACUGUUUGACCAUGGACUCGAUUCUUACUCGGUAUUCUUCAUACCCGCAUGCCUUUAUUCAAUUUAUGGCCGAAAAGACUUCUCCAUAUCGCCAUUAAGAAUGUAUUAUAUAAUGUGGAAUCUUCUGCUCAACUUUUACCUAAGCCACUGGGAGAAAUACAAUACUGGUGUAUUAUUUCUACCCUGGGGAUACGAUUUCAGUAUGUGGACGUCAACCUUCGUGUUUCUAUGGACCGGGGUCAAGGGCACGGGUUUCUAUAAGCGCUACCUGUUCGGUAGCUACACUCUCGCCAACGCCUUCGAGUGGCUGAUAUAUGCUACGGGAGUGUUCACUAAUCUACCAGUCGCUCUCUACAAUACCUAUCUGUCAUACAAAUUGCGUACGGGCAAAAUGCGGUCAACCACAGAAGCUUUACGGCCGCUUUGGCCUCUUUUGAGUAUGUUCGUCGUGUGCUCAAUUUGGGUUCACAAAUCCGAACGGCUACCAGACUGCGACCCGCGUGCCCUUUUCCUACUUAUUGGGACGCUGUUUAGCAAUGUGGCGUGUCGUCUCAUAGUGAGCCAAAUGAGCAACCAGCGAUGCGAGAUAGUCAACUGGUUGCUAUGGCCUCUUUCACUGGCCGCCAUGCUUUCCAUCGCGCUACCGAAGUACGAACUAUCCGCGUUCUACGCAAUGAGUGCCUUGAGUGUCCUUGCACAUAUACACUACGGAGCCUGUGUGGUAAGACAAAUGUGCGAUCACUUCAGAAUAAGCUGUUUCCACAUAAAACAACGAGCGGAUUGACUUUUAGACGACAAUGCGUGCUAAAUACAUAACAAUAUGUUAAAUGCCAUUUAUCACAAUUAUUAUUCAAUAUUAUUUUCAACUUUAUGUCAACGCCAUAAGAACCACACAAAUAUUAUAAUUUGAAAUCAUUACCACGCAAGAUACGAUGUACAUUGAAACACAACACACCCAUUAUAGUUCAAUUGAAGCGAUUCAAAUUUGUGCACACAUUUUUAUUACAAUAAUUUUGUAUCACAUAUGCCAAAUGCCAAUUCUGUUGUACAUAAAAGUAUAAACUGAACUAAAUUGACAGGUCUUAAAGUAGGGCUUGUUAGGUUUCCUGAGGAAAAGAAUAUCACUCCUGUUAAACCUCUAAAUAUGGUUUACAGAUUGUGCAAAGAAUACUAAACCUACAGUUUGAUGUUUCGUGUGGAAAAGAAUAGCACUGUUUUAGACCUGUCAAUAUAGUUUACAGAUUUGUGUACAAAGGAAACUAAAUUGUCAGGUGAAAAAAUGUUUCCAUCUAUUUCUACAAAGAACAUAUUGAAAAGGAUGUCAUUACUUAUUAAUAAUUGUGUCAAUUUGGUGUAGUUUAGACACUGCGAGACAGAAAUUAUAUUAAUGUAUUGCAAUACUAGAAACUGACAUUCCUGUUGAUAGCUCAAUUUAGGCUGUCAAUUUAUUCUAGCCUUUGUGUACAGGUGAAUUAAUAGAAAUCCAACAUGGCAUACAACAUAAUACGUGCUGAGACAUAACCCACAUACCCAUUGUAUAAAUAUAAAAAUAUCGACAUAAGGGCGUGAGACUGACUGACUGUAAAAAUGUUGUGACUGUUAUUUAGUAAAGAACGUAAUACCUCCAAUUUAAAAAGCUUGUAAAAAUAAUAGAUAAUAAUUAAAAUAUAUCGCUGAUUUAACCCUUUCCAUAAAAUUAUUUAUCGCUAAGCCUAAAGAAUUUAUAUGGGCACAACUAUUUUUUUAUAAAUAUAUUUCUUUAAUUUUAAAUUCAAAAUUCGAUUAGCCAACUAAGUAAUGGAGCCACCAAGGCGUUCAAACUCGUUUUGUAAUUACGUACAAGUUUGCGUCCAGCGUACGACCAAUCAGAG